AGCACUCCUUACCACCUCUUCACCAAUGGCUCGGCAAUCGGCUUCAAGUCUCAAACUGGCAUCCUCCUCUCCCUACUUCCAGAAGGUGACAUUUCGUUGUCUCUUGAUUAUAGUGCGAAGAAUCCUACACCAGGUUCGAUCCGUGGCAGAAAGGCACUGUAGAAGAAAAUGGCCAAAGGCGGGAAGAAGGGAGGUAAAACGAGGAGGAAGGUCGGGAUGGUGAACGGAAGCCUGAGUGUGGUGCGCCAGAUUUGCACUCUUGUGGCGCACAAGUGCGUGAAGAUCCUUGCAGGCGUUCUUCGAGUUGAGAAUGCUGUUGAGAUCGCCAAAUCACAACCAUUGUUCUUUGAUACGCUGUGUCCUAUCCGGCUUCCAUCGGCCAUGGUUCCUCCUCCGCCUCCUUCUUCUCUGUGGAUCACCACCUCAAAGAUUCUUGCAAAGCUUGGUAGAUUUCAUUUCCCCGAAAUCUGGUUUUCUUCUAGUUCUUGGAGUUUAACAUUUAAUCUUAAAGGUUUUUGAUUUUUUAUUAAUUUGUUUGUUUAAUGCUCUGUUUGGUUGGAGAGAAACCUGCGGAAAAGAAAAGAAAGCAAGCCUUUCCGUUUUAUUGAUUCUCCUUUUGAUUAUGUUGGAGUAAUCAAUUCUCUUAGUGCCAUCAAUGUUACAUUUCUCCGAUUCUUCUAGUAAGUGUUUGAACUUUUCAAGAUUUUCUAAACUUGAAUCCAAAUUUCUUUCCUUUUUCUUUAGCUUUCUUAGAAACCAAACUGUGUAACAAAUUGGAAUUUAAGUA
Molecule: messenger RNA, 787 nt
Organism: Rubroshorea leprosula
Lineage: Eukaryota; Viridiplantae; Streptophyta; Magnoliopsida; Malvales; Dipterocarpaceae
Source: the annotation of a GenBank genome assembly